AUGAGUGAAAAAGGAAAUAGUGAUUUUGAGGAUUUCUCCUCAGACGAGGAAAAUGACCAACAUAACGUCUUGAUUCAGACCAAGAAGAAAAUUUCUAGUAAGGAUGAUGUUUUUAGUAAAAAGGUAGAAGAUGUUGAAAGUGAAAACGAAUCAGAGAUAGAAAAGGAGCAAGGACAAGAAGAAACAGAGGGACUGGAGCAAACAGAGCAACAGAACAAAAACAAGCUCGAGCGAGAGGUAGAAGAGCAAUCUUCGUCCACCUCUGCACUGGACUUAAAAACAGAAAAAUUAAGACAACUGGUAAAAUCAAAGGCCGCUAAGAAGUCCAAGCAUAAGACUGGGGUAGUGUACUUCUCUAGUAUUCCACCUUACAUGAAGCCUGCCAAAAUGAGACAAAUACUAGCUCGUUUUGGUGAGGUCGAUAGACUAUUUCUAAAGAAAGAAGACGAUCAAAAGUACAAGCAAAGAGUUAAAGGUGGGGGGAACAAGAAAAACAAGUACGAAGAAGGUUGGGCUGAGUUUAUUAGGAAAAGAGACGGCAAGUUAUGUGCGGAGACGUUGAACGGGAACAUUAUCGGUGGCAAGAAAGGCACUUUCUACCAUGAUGAUAUCCUGAAUGUAAAGUACCUUCCAGGUUUCAAAUGGGCAGAUUUGACUGAACAGAUUGCCCGUGAAAAUGAUAUCAGACAAGCUAAGUUGGAGAUGGAAAUCUCACAGGCCAAUAAACUGAACGCGGAAUUCAUAAGAAACGUGGAGCAGAGUAAGAUGAUACAGAACAUUAAGAACUCUAGGAAGCGCGCUGGGAAAGAAGAAGAGCCUGCCGUUUCUCACCCUCGCAGGGAAUUCAAGCAACGUCGUGUGGAAACCAGCCGUGCAAAUGCGCCCUCUGACAUUAAACAGCAAUCUUCCAAAUCCAAGAACUUGGGUAGUGUCCUCAACAACUUACUAUAA
This is a messenger RNA of Saccharomyces paradoxus, 951 nucleotides long. RefSeq names its product RNA-binding ATPase activator ESF2 (gene ESF2). Gene Ontology annotation, biological process: endonucleolytic cleavage to generate mature 5'-end of SSU-rRNA from (SSU-rRNA, 5.8S rRNA, LSU-rRNA); endonucleolytic cleavage in 5'-ETS of tricistronic rRNA transcript (SSU-rRNA, 5.8S rRNA, LSU-rRNA); endonucleolytic cleavage in ITS1 to separate SSU-rRNA from 5.8S rRNA and LSU-rRNA from tricistronic rRNA transcript (SSU-rRNA, 5.8S rRNA, LSU-rRNA). Gene Ontology annotation, cellular component: nucleolus. The coding region runs from base 1 to 951 and encodes 316 amino acids. The record is from RefSeq and is a predicted model, not a curated record. Lineage: Eukaryota; Fungi; Ascomycota; Saccharomycetes; Saccharomycetales; Saccharomycetaceae. The transcript has a single exon. Gene Ontology annotation, molecular function: RNA binding.